This is a messenger RNA of Aspergillus alliaceus, 2353 nucleotides long. Its product is annotated as DUF3431 domain-containing protein. The record is from RefSeq and is a predicted model, not a curated record. Lineage: Eukaryota; Fungi; Ascomycota; Eurotiomycetes; Eurotiales; Aspergillaceae. The transcript has a single exon. The coding region runs from base 689 to 1942 and encodes 417 amino acids.
AACCGACGCUCCAAUCACAUUCCGACUCAUACAUUCUUCAAGAUUCCGAAUGCUGCCAUUUUUUCAUUCAUUCACUGUGGGGACUUCUACACAAUUAAAGUUGCAAGCUCUCUCUUCUGUGCCAUUGGUCAUGAUUUCAUGAUUCCUGCAUUGUAACCAUAAAGUCGCGGAUCGGCUUCAUAACCGCUGACGACAACACUGGCUCCGCCUCCCGUGUCUCCCCUCCCCAACUUCCAAGUCCUCCCGUACUUUUGACUCCGUUUUGAACAACUAAUGCCCUUGACCGGAUGAGCGUCUUUCUUGGGGCGGAGUUCCUCUCCUCUGUUUCACUUUAGUUCCUUCCUUCUGUGUGGCUGUGGCUUGGUUUCUUUUCUACUUGGCCCCCUGAGGCCCCGGAGGCGUACAAACAAGAAAAACUACCCUCGCUGACAGAUUAAUUACCCGUUCCAUGGAGCUUAACCUCCUUUCUUGAGUGUGAGUCCCUCUGUGAGCUUUUCCGACGCAUCCAUAGGCGCAUUUCCAGGUCUUGCUUCGCCCAGAAGGUUUUCUGCGAAUGAGUCGCUCGCUGUAUAUUCAAACACACUGUCCUAUAUGACCACCGGUUCUAACAUCCUUUUCAUGGACUAAUUGUAGUGUUAUAUCACUAUCUUUCAUUCCUCUUUGGGGUACCCUUUUACAACCGCAUCUCAUGAUUUUCUCACGGCGCGCGAUUCCCCUCCUUGGUCUCGCUUUCUUUGUCGUUUUCUUAUAUACGGUCAGCAGUCUCUCUCGGCAAUGGCGGCAUAUGCCGCAAGCUGUUGGCUUGGGCGACUUGAUCGUAACCCCUUUUCCAACGCCGUCCGGUUAUGCGAACAGUACCGGCACUGUUGGUGGGAUAGUUGAUCAGCCAUCGAGAGAGCCUUACGCGCCUCGGCCUCAUUAUGCGCCUGGCAUUCCUAAACCUGUUGGUUCGACAUAUACGAAAACACUGGUGGUGCCCCAGGCGGGUCUUGAGGACACCGAAUGGAUCCAGUAUGAGCUUCCGGAGUGGCAGCCUGCCGUCUAUGUGGUCGAUGAUCUUUCUGCACCUCUACACCCACCCAAGAAUAAAGGGCAUGAAGUGAUAGUGUAUUUGAGCUAUAUCAUUGACCACUACGACAAACUACCAGACAUUAUCGCCUUCAUGCAUUCGCAUCAGUUUGCUUGGCAUAAUGACGAAAUCUUCAACGGCAAUGCUGCUGAAAUGCUGCAACGUCUCAACCCCGCUCGGGUAGUCCGACAAGGGUUCAUGAACUUGCGCUGCACAUGGGCGCCUGGCUGUCCUGACUGGUUGCAUCCGGGUACGUUGGAGGAGGAUGAACAUAAGCAGGAGGAAACCAUGUUGGCAAGAUCUUGGGGCGAAAUCUUCCCGGACGAUCCGAUUCCCGAUGUAUUGGCACAGCCAUGCUGUGCCCAAUUUGUCGUGUCGCGUGAGCGGAUUCUCGCCAUCCCGAAGGCGCGUUUUGUCUACUAUCGUGACUGGAUCCUCCGAACUGAGCUGAGUGACUACAUUUCCGGCCGAAUCUGGGAAUACCUGUGGCAUGUUGUGUUUACGGGUGAAAAUGUUGUCUGUCCCAAGGAGCACGUCUGUUAUUGCGACGGCUAUGGAAUUUGCUUUGGUGGUGAAGAGGGUUAUGAUGAGUUCCGAAGACUACAUUCAGAGAAGGGAGAGCUAGAGGAGGAGCUCAAGGAGUGGCGCGGGGAAGCAGAGGCCAUUGAAAUUGAGCGAAUCGCCGGAACGCUAGGCGAGGAAAGCCAUAUUUCAGUUCCUGAUCCAGGUAGAGACACUGAGCUCCAGGGACAAAUUAUGGAAAAGGAACGGUUAAUCGAGGAGAUGCUGCAUAACGCUACCAAGCGCGGGGAGGACCCAAAAGCGAGAGCGUUAGAGGCGGGCAGGCCUUGGAAACAAGGAGAUGGGUUCUAGUCAUCUUGCGACUGCAUUCUAUGCCCCCAUGCAUCAUAUUUUCGCUCAUGAUCUAAGUGACUAACACUUGGUUUUGUGGAUUCGCCACAUUAUGAUCCUUCGGCCACGGUGCUCCUUUUCUUUUAGGAGAAUAUCUUUCCUCCGCCUACAUGAUACAUGACUACACUCACGCCUGCAGCCAUAGACUUAUCUUCUUGUGUAUACUUUUGCUUUUCCUUUGUGAUCUCAGGAGCCCAUGUUGCGGUUGAUUUCUACUGUCGAAAUAGUUGGGUUUGGAUACUUUCAUUGCUUAUUAGGCUAGGUAUUUCAUAUUGUCGUGAUGUGCACCAAAAUAUGUUGAUAUCUAAUUAUCCCAACUGCGAUUUGGCUGGCCCCAAAUUGUCAUUUGGCAAAUGCAGAGACGCUUCAGUA